GAGCCUCAAACACAGACUUUCAUUCAAAACCUCUUAUUUUACUCAUUCAAUCAAACGUAUAUACAAAUAGUAACCUCCAUUCUAAACUCUUUGGUUUUUUCUCUAUUUCACAUAAAUAGAUAAAUAAACAGAUUGGUUAAACUGUGAAGUUUUUGAGCCGUUUAAUAACCGUUGUUGCAGAUAUGGGUUUAGGGUUUGAUAGUUAUAGUUAUUGUCUUGCACUUGGAAGGAAGAGGGUUGUGGUUUCCAAUAUCCAUGAAGGUUCUUCUUCACCAUCUUCUGGUGAAGAGGAUGAAUCAAUUCCAGUAAGGUCUCCAUUGAAGAGAAUGUGUAGUGGAAAAUUCAAUUCUGUUUCUGAGAAGUCUCGUCUUGAAUCCCUCCCUCAAGAUGUUCUGAUUAGGGUUUUGUGUGGUGUGGAUCAUGAUGAUUUGGAUCAAGUUUUUGAUGUUUCUACAACAAUUAGAGAAGCGAGUGAGAUUGCUAAGCAGAUGCAUUUUGAGUUCAGUACUCCAAAGAAAAACACUGUUGCUGCGGUUCGUUCACCAUUUCAUAAUGAAAAUGGGUGUGAUGAAAUUGAAGCUCCAAAUGCACCAUUGAUGUUGAAGAAAUCAAAGUCAAGGUUGAGUACUAGCAAACUUGCUGGUAUCUCAGUUACACUGUUUCCUUGAUUUGAUUAAAAUAGCGGAGGAGAAGAAAAGAGAAACAUUAACUUCCUUGAUUUGAGUAAAUUUGUGGAGAAGAGAAGCAUAAGUUAUGAUGAAAAUUUGGAUUAGGUUGAGUAAAUAGAUUGCUCCUUUUGUUCUUGUAUAUUGAACUAUACCUUAGAGAAGGGCUUCUUAGAGGUUCAGGAUCUUCAAAUCCUUGGUUGAAGAUUGAUUUGUUUUUUAUGUUUUCUGUACAUCUAUAGGCUUAAUGGAUUGUGACAGAUUCUAUGCAUUUUGUUUGGAGGGAUAUCAAAGGCCCUUCUGGUAGUCUGAUAAAUUUGAGUGUGUAUAAAUACCAAUUGCAUACUCUUUAUGCUUUUUGACCAAUGAUCAAUAUUACUGUUUUUCCUUUUCUUAUUAAA
Molecule: messenger RNA, 1066 nt
Organism: Lathyrus oleraceus (garden pea)
Lineage: Eukaryota; Viridiplantae; Streptophyta; Magnoliopsida; Fabales; Fabaceae
Product: F-box protein At1g61340
Exons: 3
Coding region: 183-668 (161 amino acids)
Source: RefSeq, a predicted model, not a curated record